GGGAGUAGGAAGGAAGGAAGGUAAAGAGAGAGAGAGCCCCGGUCGCCCUGCCGGUCUGCGAUGACUGAAACGGAGGUGGGGGGCAGUUAUGGAAGCUGAGCCAAGCCGCUUCUCUUGCUCCUGAUUGGGAUCGGUGGCUUUCCGGCGCCUGCAGAAAGGACCAGCCCCGCUGGAAAUAGGCGCGGGAUCUCCUCCUCUUCGCAGGGUGUGCCUGUCUUAAGUGACGUCCAUGAAGCUGGGUUAAUGUUGAAGCUGAAGAGCCCGUACCCAGAGCAAGGGGGAUUCGCUUCCCUGGCCCACGUGCCCUCUUUCCAGCUGGAGCACAGCUACCCACAGCACAUGGAUGGCAAUGGGAGCUUGAAUGGAAGUGGGGGUGGGCAGAAAGAGGGCCUUCAUUACCCCUUGCCCACUACCUUAGCCCUCAUCUUCCUGGCCACCCUGCUCAUGAUCUUCACCAUCUUUGGCAACGUAUUGGUCAUCAUUGCUGUCUUCACCAGCCGGAUGCUGAAGGCGCCUCAGAACCUCUUUUUGGUUUCCUUGGCCUCAGCAGACAUCCUGGUGGCCACCUUGGUCAUUCCCUUUUCUCUUGCCAAUGAACUGAUGCCCCAGUGGUAUUUUGGCAAGGUGUGGUGUGAGAUCUACCUGGCUUUGGAUGUACUUUUCUGCACCUCUUCCAUUGUGCAUCUCUGUGCCAUCAGCUUGGAUCGCUACUGGUCCAUUACCCAGGCCAUUGAGUACAACCUUAAGCGCACACCACGCCGCAUCAAAAGCAUCAUCUUCCUGGUUUGGGUCAUCUCAGCGGUCAUCUCUUUCCCACCGCUUAUCUCCAAUAUGAAGCAGGGUGAACCCGAGAAGCAGCUCCACGAACAAACAGAAUUGAAAUCUGAGAACAAGUUGCUCAGCUGCAGUAUCAGUAAGGAGACCUGGUACAUCAUCUGUUCCAGCAUUGGUUCCUUCUUUGCUCCUUGCCUUAUCAUGAUCCUGGUCUAUAUCCGUAUCUACCAGAUUGCGAAAAGGAGGUCUCGAGUGCCUCUCAACAAGCAAGGGGAGACUGGUGAGAGGAGACAAAAUGGCCUGGAUAACAAAGACGAUAUGCCUGCGAUAACCAAGCUCAAUGGGGGGAAGACAGCGUUGGCAGGAGAAACCCAGGAAGCAGAAGUCAAUGGUAUAGACAUGGAGGACACAUCUUCUUCAGAGCACAACAACACUCCUCAGCCUAGGAAAGCAGAAAGGCUCCCCAGAAGUAAGGGAAAAACCAAACUCUGCCAGAUUAAGCCUGGGGACCAUUUGCCUAAUCAAGUAGAAGAGGAUAGGAACGCCAAAGCUUCACGAUGGAGGGGUAGACAGAACCGAGAAAAGCGCUUCACCUUCGUACUCGCAGUAGUGAUUGGAGUUUUUGUUGUCUGCUGGUUUCCUUUCUUCUUCACUUACACAUUGACUGCUGUUUGUAAGAGCUGCGAGGUUCCUGAUACCCUCUUCAAGUUCUUCUUCUGGUUUGGUUAUUGCAAUAGUUCCCUGAAUCCUGUCAUCUAUACUAUCUUCAACCAUGACUUUAGGAGGUCCUUUAAAAAAAUUCUCUGCAGAAUAGACCGGAAAAGAAUUGGGUGAAGCGGGGAUCUGUUUGAAAGGCAAGUCUUAGGUUCAGCUCUGACAGGAUAUUGGAAGUGGGUGGCACCUUGUCUGAUUACUAAGCAUUGACUCUUCAAAGGCUUCAGGUGAGAUAAAACAAUUAAAAUAUUAGUGCACAACCAGAACCCAACAGGAUGUGUGCCCAGGGAUGGAUCAAAAGUCUUAUUUUAGUGUGUUCUUUCUAUGUAUUUCAGCACAUUGAACAAAUGAGGCUGGGAAAGGAAAAUGUAAGUCAUAUCUUUCAGAAGCACUUUCUUUCUAUUUUCCAUCUAAGGUCCCUGACGUUAUGGUAUUGCAUCUUUGAGAUUUGUGCAUCUUUAACUUUUAUAGGAAAAUUAGCUUUAAACUGUUUUAAAUAUUUCUUGAGGACAUGCAUUCUCUAUGAAAAGCAAAAGAAAGAUACACAUUUGAGUGGACCCCUGCUGCCAUCUCAUCGAUUUCAAAUAUUAUAGUAUUAUAAUAUUCCAAAAUUUCCAAUAUGGUUCUGGAUGUUGAGAUAUAACAACUGGUAAUAUAAGCUUUGACACAAUGGCCAGUGUUUUAUUGUAUUCACUAUCUGUAUUUGUUUUUUUUUUUAAAAAAAUCAUGUUUGUCUUGUCUUUUUAAAAUGCAGUAUUGUUAAAAAGCUGUAUCUCUUAUUCUGUACCAAUUGAAAGAAUCAAAUAUGAAGGAUUUCACACUUAGAAAAGGAACUGUCAAAAAGCUGAGCUUUCUAAGACCUCAGAGAUAUAAGAUAAAGUAUUCUUUCUUUGUGAUCCUUUCAUUGAGAUACGUUCAGUACAACUUACUUCUUUCUCUAGUUGUAAAUAGAUACCGUAGAUGAAAUUCUCUGUUUACUUUACAAUGCUCUUUGAUUCACACUGAUUUUUUUACAAUUUCAUUUGUGCUAGCUCUCCUGUACAAAAACAUAUUUUUAUGUACUUCAUUUCUUCCUUUUUACCUAAUAUGAAACUAUACAAAUCAUUUCUUCCAACUGCAAAAUUGGAUUAUAGAACUCUUUUGAUUAGUCACAUCAUGAAUGUUAUUAUACAUGAGUAUAAAGGAGAAAGAAAAUGAAUAGAAUUAUAGUAGCAUGUAAAAAAUCAUGUUGACAUAGGAUAAAAUAUCAUUGUUAACUAUCUUCCUUGUUUGUUUUCCCCAAAAUACCUAUUGCAAGUUAAUUUUCUCAGCUCAUCAAACAAUUAUUAAAAGGGAAGCAAAAAACAUAAGAAUUUUAUUUUCGAUAUUAUGACAACAUAUUCAGUUAAAUUUACAAUCUGAUUAAGUACUUUGUAGCUGAUUAUGCUGGAAAAACUCUUCCUUUUAAAGCUAUAAAGUCGAUACAUUCUUGUUUUAUGUGCAAAUUUUUAUAUGGAUGACAGGGCCUUCUUGAAAAAAUGUCAACCUUACUCUAUGGAACAUUAUGGAUAUCCAGUCUUCAGACUUGUAUGCCUUCACUUUGGAUAUAAGGAUACAUAUCCAAUCUCUUAAAUAAAAAAAAUGAAUCUGACACUCCUAGUCAGUCUAAAACUAGAAUGCUAAUAGAGAAGGGAAAAGAAAAUAAGUUAUUAGCAACUAAUAUGUUACUUGUCUAAAAGCUCAUUUUUUAAAAAAAUAUUGAAGAGUUAAUUACAAAUGUUUGCAUAAAGUGUUUUUAACCCAGACUUUAAAAUUUCUUUUUUUAAAGACUCAUUUUCCAGUGCAAGGAAAUUCAUACUAUUUAUAUGGAGCUGUUUCUAAAAUGUGUAUUACUAUCCAAGGGCUCAAACUAAGGCGGGUGAUGGGGACAUAGGGAUAAAUACACCAGCACACGGUUAAAAAUAAUGCUGCCAUUAUAAGUCUGUUGCAAAGGUAUUGCAAUUUAGCAGGAUUGAGGCCAGACCUUGUUUAUGAAUCAGGCUGCUGGGUCGAUAUACAGUUUUCCUUGCAUUCAGUUUAAAAUGGGAAAGUCUACUGUUGCAGUAAAACAAGAUAAUAGUGCAAAGCCUGGGUGACUUCCCCUAUUUGUUGUAAUUGACAUUUGAAGUUUGGAAUUUUAAUACCCACUUCUUACCAGAAAAAUCAGGACACAUAGAUAAGGAGAAAAUUUUCUUUUUGAUGGAGGCAAUCUGUCUGCAUUGUGUUGUAUCUUGCAUGUCCCCAAUUUCAUGUUUUCCUGCUAUAUUUGAGCUGAAAUUUCCAGAGUUGUUCAUGAAGGCUGAGAAUUCCAGAGGAAAUAAGCCAACACAUUUGGAGACCCCAAUUUGGGGAAGGUUGAUGUAUUUCUAAUGCCCUGAAGGAGCUGAAUAGAAACAUCACAAACCAUUUAGCUGGCUUUUCCAGCCUUACAGAUGGUUUGUAACAAGGAAUUUAACUGCUAAAUUACUUUAUACAGUAAUCAGGAGCAGAGAUCCAAAUUUAAAUAGGAAAUUGAGAACCAUCUUUUUCAGUUAGUUUCCAAAUAAAACCUUUGCAAUGGUCUAUCCAUAAUAUGUAGGGAAAUCUUUUGAAAUGGCUUUCUUAUUAUAUAAAAAGAGUAGCUUAAAACUCAGGCCAGAGGGAAAGGCUAGAAUCAAUGGCUUAAAACUACAAGGAACUAGGUUCAGAUUAGAUUAAGCCAGUCCAACUCUCAGCCCACAGGCCAGAUGCAUCACACACAGGCCAUAUCCACCGAUCUGUGCAAAGUCAAAAAAAACAUUGUGAUCAAGUUUGAUAGCCAUGGAUUAGAUGUCAGGUAAAUAUCUUCACGAUAUGAACUGCAGUUGAGUGGAGUAAGAUGCACAGAAAGAAAUAGAAUGUAGUAGAUAAACAGGAUGGCCUUGAAGGACAAAAGGAAGAUAUUCAUAUAAAUGAAACCGGUGCCCAGGUCAAGAAAGUACUUUGAGAAAGUGUCUCAGACAGUGGUCUGACUGAUUUUCAUCAAGAUGAAAAAGGAAGGUAGCACAUUCAGACUUACAAAAUAAGCUACUUUAUUGCAACAAGCUGUUACAAUAAAGUAGCUUAGAUCUGGGUGGUGUCCAUUUCUUAGUCUCGUCUAUCUGAAAGGGUUGACAUCUUUGCCAAAAGUCUUCAAACAAACUAAACGGUGUUCUCUCAGAUGUUCUAGAGCAGGGGUCUCCAAACUUGGGAACUUUAAGACUUAGCUGGUUGAGGAAUUCUGGGACUUGAAGUCUACAAGUCUGCAGCAGUCUGUUGAAUUAGAUGUGAUGCUUCUAUAUCUCUUUGAACUGUUACAAUUUUAUGAUAAUAAGUAAAUACAGAGAAAAUUAAAUAUACUCAAGGCUUAUUUAGCUGGCCGUGUUAAUGAAGUUCCUUGAUCACACACUGAGCUCUUAGGCAGAAAAAUGGCUUCUGUACUUCCAGCAGUGGAGUGACCUCAGUUAGAUGAAUGGGAUUGGCUGUCUCCAGAAACUCAUCAGAAAAAAACCUAGAGAGCCUUCUUAUCAUCUGAAUAAUGAUUUAAGGUGUCAUAAAUGGUAACAUUUAGCCAUUUGGUCUGAAAUAGCACAAGGGAAAAGUUAAUUGGCCUUGUAAAAGAUCUUGGCUUGAGAAUGUGGGUUGCCUAUUUUGGGGGUUCUGGUAUUAAAUGUACUGUAUGAACAAGUAAACAAAUGCCUUACACUGGAAAAAAUAAAGUGAUUUCUGGAGUAUCUUUCUAAAUCAAAGUUGUAUCUGGUAUAACAAUCCCUCAAUACCAUGCCAUUUGACCUUUUUAAGAAAAUGUAACAUGUAAACAGAAAUAGCCAUAAUGGAUUUAUAAAUAAAUGAAUAAAAUUGGCACCUCUAAAG
Pseudonaja textilis is the source of this 5376-nucleotide messenger RNA. RefSeq names its product adrenoceptor alpha 2A (gene ADRA2A). Gene Ontology annotation, molecular function: epinephrine binding; alpha2-adrenergic receptor activity. Gene Ontology annotation, biological process: G protein-coupled receptor signaling pathway. Gene Ontology annotation, cellular component: plasma membrane. NCBI's taxonomy places the organism in Eukaryota, Metazoa, Chordata, Lepidosauria, Squamata, Elapidae. The record is from RefSeq and is a predicted model, not a curated record.